AUGACACGCUGGAUCCUGCAGAUGCAGGAGCAGCUCACGAAUCAGAAGCCAGAACAGGGCCGAUCCGGAGGCUAUGGCACGGGCCAUUUCGUGCCACGUUCCUUCGCGCAAGAGACGCAGGAGAUGGCGACUCAGCGGCAGAAGGUUGAUCAGAGGGUUGAUUCCGACCUGCCAACCAGCAGGUCUAAUGCAGAGGCAGUGGGUGCCUCGCGCGACAAUUACAAGGACCUCAAGAUGCAGCAGAAUGCCUUCAAGGAGGAUCCCAAGCUGGGCAUCCAAACCGGCCGAGCUGGAGGUGAAGGGAAAAGGCAUCUCUUCCCGAAGCAGAACAUGGUGACUCAUGGCGUUUCUUCCGCCGAGCCGCAGGGCAUCACCUCACUGCGAGCGACAUUGGAAGGCCGCAGGUAUAUUCCAACAGUGGACAACCUCAUGGAACAGAAGAAAGAAAAUGAGGCCCGAGAAAGAGCCUUGAUGGCUGGUGGUGCAAGCGGGCCAGCGCCGGUUAACAGGCCAUCGAACCACAUCAGUGAAGACCACAUGGCACAUUUCGGCUGCACCAACACUGAUGAGCCGGCCGCUGGUGGCCGCCGGCAUGCCAACAAGCCUCGUGACCACUUCGUUGGUGCUGGCACCUGGGAAACCACAGAGGCAGUGCACGGCAAGAAGUACAUUGAUGGCUACCAAAAGAUGGACAAUCAUGCCGGGCGCCAGGACACCUACCGCACGUCCUGGAGAAAGAACCCGCAAAAGCUCCUGGGCAGCAGCAUGUUGGUGUGA
This is a messenger RNA of Symbiodinium natans, 777 nucleotides long. The record is from the annotation of a GenBank genome assembly. NCBI's taxonomy places the organism in Eukaryota, Dinophyceae, Suessiales, Symbiodiniaceae.